AGUUCCGAAAAGCUAGCCGAGAGGUGCGGAAAACCCAGAGUCGUAAUAAGAACAACACAGACAAGAGCAUACAAAAUGCAAGCGCUGUCCCAUUGAAAUUGAAUGUGAUUGGUUAACUUCACAUCAGUCGAUUAUGGAAGCAAUCUGAUGAACCUGUGUUGUUCUGUUCUCUGGUGUUGCAUUUUUUUUAAAGUUUUUUGUCUGGAAAACGUGGUGCAACAGGUACGAACUAUAUACAUGAAUCUAAAGGUUCUUAGGAGGUACUGCAGUGCUCAUCCAUUGAUUAGAAUUUUAUCGCAUGAACAGUUACUAUUGAUCUAUAUCUCUGAAUAUACUAUGAACACGAUGAUGAAUCUGUGAUCGAGCGGUACUAGUUCGUUCGAGGACGACUUCUCGAGUUCAAUACUUAUUCAUCAGUGUACUUCACCGGGGUACUUCAGAUGUAAAGGACGAGCUGUGGCCGGCCUGGUCGUUUUGAUUAUCUGUGUGAGCACGAGAUAUUCGUGAGCUGCGAUCAUGGCGGGGCGCAGUGUCACCGUGACAAGAGCCAGUCUUGGACGGAAAGCCCAGCUGGGAGACCUGUAUGAUAUCAGGACAGAGAAAUUUCUGAAUGAAACCCUAUUCGUUUCAAAACUCGAAGACAAUAUGGUAGAAACUAGGGACAUUGCCAAGACGGAGAUUGAGAUAACAGAAUCUGACAGUUGGCAGGAGAAGUGCGAGAAACUCGGUGUAGAAGAUGCACUACAGCUGAGUGUUACAGUCGGAAUGGUAGAGCUCAAUGGAUCAGGAGCUUUCCUUAGAGACGAGCGGAGGAGUGCAAUGACCCAAAGCAAGAGUCUCAUCUACAAGCUGAGUACUGUCAACGAAGAGGUAGCAAUAAUCCAGAACAGAGAUAUCAUUGACAAGGAUAUCCUAUCCGAUCCAAACACCCCUGCGACGCAUGUUGUAGUAGGCAUUGAUCGGGGGGCCCAAUGUACAGUUACGUGCGAGUAUGAGAAUAUUGAGAAUAAUGACGGUUCGGCUGUUAGGGCAGAUGCAGGUGUCGAGCUUGGAAACCUUAGGGAUAUUCUUCUUGCACAGGGAGCGACAAAUGUCUACGUUGAUGAUGAGAAGGGGAAGGUUGAAAGUGGAAGGCUUUCUUAUAAAUGUAGGGCCGACGUUUUGAUUACAAACGAAAAUAACCCCGACACAUUCGAAGGAGCGCUUAGGCUUGCGAAGUCUUUACCCGCUUUUGUGAAAAAUACUAGCUAUGGUAAUGGGGUCCCACUCAAAUACUAUCUCUUGCCUGUAGAAACUAUUAGAAAAAAGUUCAAUGUCAAGGCAGCUGAAAACAUGGUACACAAGGAAGUUGACGAAUGUAUAAUUCAGAAAGCUGCACAGGUCUUGGAAAAGGUAAAGGAAAAAAGUCAAAAGAUAUAUCAUGACAUAAAGCUUAAUAAUGCAUUAAUUUCUGAUGAAGUCCUCAGGAGAAUUGAUAUGGUUUGGGGAGAUUCUUUGUUUGUGCAAGAAUCACGUUUCAAAACUGAACUACAAGAGAUAGUUAAAAGGGUGAGAUCGGGAGAAGAUGCAUCGAGUGUCCUCGAAGAGUUCCUGAGUAAACUGCACUCUGAAGAAUUAUCUGCUUUGAAGUACGAAGAGGAAUUUGAACCGUACCUGAAGAAGGUCAGGGUUAUCAGGCCGAUGCUAAGCAAGGGGAUCAAAUACAUCGGUAGGAACGAUGAACUAGUUAUAUGUGCGAAAGAAAAUACUUUCGUUUUCUACAUCCCAAAGGGCGCCGACGUUGAAUUUGUGGAAAAAAGUCGAGACUUAUUCAUGCGAUUGCUUUCCACUUAUUCAAGGUACGAGUCCUUUAAAUUUAUUGUUGUAGACCAGGAAUCUGUAGCUACCCAUGUCUGGCUAGAUCAAGGAAAGAAGCCAGUAAUUAAGAAGUACGAAAAUGGCGUACUUACAAUAGAAGACCUGUUUGAGAAAGAGGGCGAAUUCAUCGAUGCGAGUAUGAUUCAAAUUAUAAAUCCAGAACCAAGAACUGACAUCCCGAAUGAACGUACAUUGGUCACGCUAAGAUGUCCGAAUGCUCUAGGUGGCAACGGGCGUUGUUCUGCUGACCCAUCCAAAUGGAGAUGUUCGAAAUGCAAACGGUUUGUCGAGUAUCUCACAGCGUUCAAACUAUUUUACUGCAAAUGUGGAAUGUCAAGUCCUCAAGAUUCAAAGUUUCGUUGCAAUGACUCACGACAUGGUAUGGACUUUGUGGGAUAUCCGAAGGUCUUGCUGGAGGGCGAACUUUCCCAAUUGGAAGCAAUGAAAGAAAUGAACAUCCUCAUUCUAGGUGAAACAGGAGUUGGUAAAUCCACCUGGAUCAACAGCAUUCAAAACUACUUGUCAUUUAACAAUAUACAUGAAGCCGUGAACCAAAAAGACUUUCCGGUUUUGAUCCCAUCAUCGUUCACCUUAACCCAAGAUGGUGAGCAAAGAAAAAUUAAGAUAGGGAUAGACGAUCCCAAUGAGGUGCAAGAAACUGGAAAAUCGGCAACAAAAGAACCUCGGUCAUAUGUCUUCACCGUUGGCGACAGACGAGUGCGAUUGAUUGACACACCAGGUAUAGGUGAUGUAGAUGGUUAUGAGCAGGAUGAAAUCAAUAUGAAGAGAAUAUUGUCUCACCUUACUUCCUACUCUCAGAUACAUGCGAUAUGCAUAUUUCUGAAACCAAAUAAUGCAAGGCUUACCGUAAUGUUCCGAUUUUGCAUCCAAGAACUGCUGGUUCAACUGCACAAAUCAGCCAAGAACAACAUCGUUUUCUGCUUCACGAACGCUCGCCAGACUUUCUACCAGCCAGGCGACACCUUACCAGUUCUUAAUGAAGAGCUUGAGAAGAAAAACGUCGGUAUACAAGCAACGAAGGAUAAAUACUUUUGUUUCGAUAACGAACCUUUUCGGUUCCUUGCCUGCACUAAGAACGGUGUCACGUUCGGCGAGGCAGAAAUCGUCACCUACUCGUCCAGUUGGGACAAGUCUGUAGAGGAAACAAGGCGUCUCCUAGAUUACAUCGAACGCCAACUUAAGCCGCAUAGAGUGAGAGAUACGGUGGGUUUGAACGAAGCUCGGAGAAUCGUCAUAGUAACGAGUAAACCCUUAGCAGAAGUAGCAAAUACAAUCAAUCACAAUCUUGAUGCAGCAAGAGAAACAAAAGCUAAGAUUGGCCAUGCAAAUACUGAAAUGAUCUCUUUGAAGAAAGACUUGAAAUUCAAAGGAUAUGACCUACAACAGAAGGAACUAGGAUAUCCAAAGACAGUGUGCGCUGCCCCUGAUUGCGUCACAUACAUCCCAGUCGGACAGACAAAGGUACAUAACACAGUGUACAAGACCGUAUGUCACUCUCACUGUUAUAUUGCAGGUGUGCCAAUCGAAACAACAGGUAAUCCUAAACUUGCUGAAUGUGCGGCCAUGACUGACCAAUACUGCGAUACCUGCACUCACAGUUACCAGCAGCAUAUGCACUUGACAUACGAAUUACAAAUAACAGAGAAGGAGUUUCUGUCAACCCACACUCAACAACAAAUCAACACCAUUUGCAACUUUAAAGCAAAGAAGGAAGCAUUCAUUAAUGAAAUCAACAAGAAAGUUGAAGAAUUGAAAGCUGAGCAAAAAAUCAUCUUGGCAACUGGAGCAAAGUUUGGGUCGUACCUGGAGGCAAAUGCUCUCAUUACAUACAACGACGCUGUGGAAGAAUACCUGGAAAUGUGCAUUAAGCAAGAGAAAGCAAAACCAGUCACACUUCGAAAGGAAGGUGUGCUAGAGAACAUGAGUAAGAUGAAAGCAGAAUACAAGAAGCAGAGAGAAAUUUUUGACAACGCUAUCGCUGGGGGAGCUAACGAAAAUAUCAAGACACCAGAACAGGUAAAAGAACUUCAAGAAGAACUCUUUAAGCUGAAACAUUUUGGUGGCACUUUGAAGAAAUUGUUUGAGGAAAUUUCUAUUCUGCACACAGCCAAUGACAAACCUUUCAAAGUGGUACAUGUACAACCUCCCAGAAGAACCUCUCGAAUGAAGAACAUGGUGACCACGGUUACCAACUAUGUUAGUAAUUUGUUUUAUUGGCGUUAGACAACAUAUUAGUUAUACGAAAAUGGGAUUUGGUCUGUCGGAUGUGCGUCAUGCAACACUAAUCAGGAGAGCUAAAUGAACAUCCAAAGGGACCAAUUUUCGGGACGAGAAUUGGACAAGACUUUUAACUCCGUCUUCUCAGAAAUAUUAAAGUACCCUUGAUCUUGUAGGAAGUAAAUUACCUAAAUAUAUUGACGCAAGAAGCAUGUGUAAACGAACGAGAAAAAAAUCAUGUAUCCUGUUGUAGCCUAUUCUUUUGACUGAUAUUUUUCACAUUCAACAAUUUUAAGCAUACCGGUAUGGUGCGGAUUCAAUGAUACAUUGUGGCUGUCCUCCGCAAUUUGAGGAGGAGGGGAAAGGAAGAGUGUGUCACGCUUAAAAAAGAACUUACAGUAACCCUCAAUUCUCAUCCAGGGUAGUCGUCUCAUUUGGCAAUUACGGGAUAGAUGAAAACUCGGUGCAGUUCGGAGAUCCAUCAAAGUCACAAGCAAACCUUUAGAGGAGGCAAUGAUUAUUAUCACAGUUUUGAUACAGCACAAGAAACAUAACUAAAAUAACAAUUCUUCUAGUUUCUAAAGAGAGUUCCUGCGGAGAAGACCUCAAUUUCAAACAAUAUCUGAUCAGUGGGCUUUGGCAUGAUAUUACCAUGGCUAUUAAGCCGACAUUGAGUGUCCAGAGGAGUGUCCAGAGUACCUCCCAUUUUGCUGGACGAAAGCUACAGAAUACAGUUGUAUGCAAUGAAAUAUUUUGUCAAUCCCGAUAUCCACCUAAUGGUGUUCCACUUGAUACAAGGGAAAUGCUGGAUAUUAUACCGCACCUGUCAUAUGCCUACCAUGAUUGUCAAAACGUUGCCCCUACUCUAAAAAUAAAAAAGGACAAAUCACAGAGUUUUUCUGCUACAAUUAUGUGGUAUUAGUUGGCCCACAUCGUCAUUAGCUUUAAACUUGUCAUCUGUAUCUGAUUGUAACGAUUGCAUAGUUUUAAGGUCUAAAGUAAUUUUACGAGUUUAAGUAUGCGUCGCUUAAUCAUGAUGUGGUCUUUCUGGAAUAAUAACUUCAAACUUUUAUGAAAUGAUAUAUUUUUCCUGAGUAGUUAUUUAAUUUGUCAAGUUUAUUUAGCCGGGCAGGCUAUAAUCUAGAUACUGCAAAUGUGGAAUGUCAAGUCCUCAAGAUUCAAAGUUCCGUUGCAACGACCCACGUCACGGUAUGGAAUUUCUGGUAUAUCCGAAGGUCCUGCUGGAGGACGACCUUUCCCAAUUGGAAGCAAUGAAAGAAAUGAACAUCCUCAUUCUAGGUGAAACAGGAGUUGGUAAAUCCACCUGGAUCAACGGCAUUCAAAACUACUUGUUUUGAUUUUAUACUGAUGAUCUAAGAUCACGUAAUCAUGACAGAUCAAAAUACUAGUAACGCGGAAGAUGGACCGCAGUCAUUGAGCGCAUUGGCAAUCAAACUGCCACCUUUUUGGAAAACGGAUCCCCUGGUGUGGUAUGCUCAGGUUGAAGCACAGUUUACAACGUGUGGAAUUACUGCCGAUGCGACAAAAUACGCGCACGUAAUUGCGGCGCUCCCUCAAGAAGUAGCUCAAGAAAUACGAGACAUUUUGAUAAAUCCAAGUUGAUCGCACGCGUGAGUGCAUCAGAGCAACGGCGUGUACAGAUGCUUUUGACGGAGGAAGAGCUUGGGGACUUGGUGAGCAGCUAUUAGGCGACCAAAAGCUAGAAAAGGGCAUUUUCAAACAGCUUUUUCUACAAAGGCUCCCGGUCAACGUCAGAUUAAUAUUGGCGUCAACUAGCGAAGCGUUAUCGCUGAGCGAUUUGUCGGAACUAGCAGACAAAAUAAUCGAAGCACAGCCCGAAAGUUAUGGCGCAAUAUCCGCUGUCGCGCAGAAAUCCGGAGAAGCCAAACCGCGCAAUGAUCUGGAAAAUCAAGUCAGUGAGCUAACUCGGUUAGUUAGGGAACUCACGACCGUUGUUGGAAACAUGCAGCGACGCCAAAGUCGUAGUAGGAGUCGUAGGCGUGACACAAACGCCCGACGCGAUGCGCAGUCUAGCACCGGUGCAGCAGCCAGCGAACUAUGUUGGUACCACAGCAAGUAUGGCGAUAAUGCUCAUUGCUGCCGUCCGCCGUGUGCGCACCAGACGGAAAACUAGCGGACCAGCGGAUAGCGGCGGCGAAACCGGCUGGUCACACGGAGAGCCGCCUGUUCUACGUUAGAGAUGUUGAUGCUCACACAAAAUUUCUUGUUGAUACCGGCGCAGCAGUCUCGGUAUUUCCCGUGACUCAACAACGCGCGCUUGUAAAUCCGACAUGACACUGAAGGCAGUCAAUGAAUCAACCAUUGACACUUACGGGCGACGUUCGAUCACCCUGAACUUAGGUCUACGGCGCAAAUGUCAAUGGGUAUUCGUUAUCGCCGAUGUGGCUACACCCAUAUUAGGUGCAGAUUUUUUGCACCACUUUCGAUUGCUCGUAGAUAUGCACCGAUACAAGUUGAUCGAUAGCGUAGCUGGAUUAAACGUGAAUGGCAAGCCUUCAGACUCUCUGCGUAUUAGCCCAGUUAUCGAUACAACCGACAAUACUGAUACGUACCAUGAUCUUCUGCGCGCUGAGUACAACGACAUCACUGUACCCAUUUACAAGCGCAGGCGCUGAAGCACGAUGUAGCGCACUACAUUGGCACCUGCGGACCGCCAGUGAACGCAAAACCACGCAGACUUGCUCCAGAUAAGCUGAAAAUAGCGCGAGAUUAAUUUCAGCACAUGCUAGACUUGAACAUUAUCCGCCCGCCAAGCAGCCAGUGGUCUUCACCCCUGCAUAUGGUUCCGAAGAAAACCAAAGGUGACUGGCGACCUUGCGGUGACUAUCGGGCGUUGAAUAACAGAACCAUACCUGACAGGUACCCCGUUCCGCAUAUUCAAGAUUUUUCAUCCGGGUUGAAAGGCGCGCGGAUCUUUUCGAAGGUCGACCUGAUACGAGCCUAUCACCAAAUACCAGUGAAUCCCAAUGACAUUCAUAAGACGGCAAUUACCACCCCGUUUGGUAUGUUCGAAUUCUUGCGGAUGCCUUUCGGUCUUAGAGAUGCGCCGCAAACCUUUCAGAGGUUUAUUGAUGAAGUAGUGCGAGGCCUACCGUUUGCAUAUGCGUAUAUUGAUGAUUUGCUGAUCGCGAGCAAUAGCGAAGCUGAGCAUGAGCAGCAUUUACGCAUGUUAUUUGAACGCUUCCGGAAAUACGGUGUUGUAGUUAAAUCCGAAGAAGUGCGAGUUUGCGAAGAGCGAACUAGAUUUUCUCGGAUAUCAUAUCAACUGCAAUGGCGUUAGCCCUCUUCCUGCGCGCGUGGAGGCUCUCCAAGAGUGCAAGGUUCCGAAUAACCUUAAGGAAUUACGCGGUUUCCUCGGUCUUGUGAAUUUCUAUAGGCGAUUCGUGCCUCGUUGCGCCGAAAUCUUGAUGCCGCUCACUGACCUCCUCAAGAGCCAACAACGAAGGUCACGCAAGCCACUUCAGUGGACGCCAGCAUGUGAAGCAGCUUUUGCGCGCAUUAAGACAGAGCUAGCCAAAGCAACUCUCUUAGCGUAUCCCAACAGCGACCUUCCGCUGAGUAUCGCAUGUGAUGCUUCCUACAGAACAAUCGGCGGAGUCCUUCAGCAGUUGAAGGACGACGCAUGGCAACCUCUCGCAUUUUUCUCCAAGAAAUUGCAGCCAGCAGAAACCAGAUAUAGUGCAUUUGGACGCGAACUGCUUGCAAUAUACUUGCCGAUCAAACACUUUCGUUACAUGCUUGAUGGACACACCUUCUGUGUGUUUACCGACCACAAGCCCCUGACCUAUGCGUUUAAUGCCAAAGCAGACCGUCACAGUCCGCGCGAAAUCCACCACUUAGAUUUUAUUUCGCAAUUCACGACUGACGUAAGGUUUGUCAAAGGUCAGGACAACAUAGUGGCCGAUACGCUGUCCAGACCAAGUACGAAUGCUUUGUACGCGGACACAUGCGUUGAUUACUCCAUGAUCGCCGAUGCGCAAAAGACCGAUGCAGAGUUGAAAGCAUUGCUCGAUUCUGGAUCUGAUACCAGCAUGGUACUCAAAUCGGUGCCGCGUAUUAUGUUCGGAGGAACUAUUAUCUGUGAUGUGUCUCAUGGACGCACUCGUCCAUUUGUGCCGAAGAGUCAUCGUAGGGCCGUGUUCAAUGCUGUCCAUGGUUUGUCACAUCCGGGCGUGCGCGCCACGCAACGGGCUAUUAGGUUGCGUUUCGUUUGGCCCGGCAUGAACAACACUGUUCGCAAGUGGGCACAAGAGUGUUUACCUUGUCAAAGGUCUAAGACGCACAAACACACCAGAGCACCGCUUGGUACGUUUAGCACACCGGAUGCACGAUUUGCCCACGUGCACAUAGACUUAGUUGGACCUUUGCCUCCGUCUAAUGGCUAUACCUACUUGCUUACAUGUAUAGACAGGUUUACGCGAUGCCCUGAAGCUAUUCCGUUAACGGACAUGUCUGCCGAACACGUUGCAAAGGCCCUCAUUCAAAGGUGGAUUUGGGGCGCCCGAUGUAAUUACCACCGAUCGUGGUCGACAGUUUGAAUCGAAACUUUUCGCCGAACUUAUGAAAUUAAUAGUAACCACGCGAAAGAUUCCACCGCCAGCUCAAAGCCGCACUGAAAGCGCACGACAAUGCUAGACUUUGGCAUGAGCAUCUGCCCGUGACACUUCUUGGUAUCCGUACCACCGUAAAAGAAGACUUGUCAUGCUCUCCCGCAGAGUUGGUAUACGGGACUACUCUGCGAUUGCCUAGACAGUUCAUAGCAAGCAAGCAGGUUGAAGUGGAUCCAGGCAAUUACGUGUUGCGUUUACGUCAGCACAUGGCUGCGAGUACAGCCACACCGACAAGGGCGAAGGACGGCCGAAGUUACGUUCCCCGAAACCUGCUAAAAUGCUCGCACGUUCUUGUUAGAGUAGGCGCGGUGCGUAAGCCUUUGGAGCCUCCUUACAAAGGGCCAUACAAGGUUGUAAAACGUAAUGAAAAGUUAUUUACGAUCGAACUUAAUGGCAAGCGCGACCAAGUUAGUAUCGAUUGCUUAAAAGUGGCGUAUGUUGAGGAGGAGGAAAUAGUCACUACCUCCAAUACCUCAGUCCGUCAAACCAGGUCUGGGAGGAAGGUCCAUUUUCCCAAGCGUUAUGUAGCAGCUUGUGAUUAAGUGGCUGCGAUAAUUAUAUUGAUUUUGAAAGAUUUGAUUUGUAACAUAAUGUUGUAUUAUAGGUAGUGUAAGUAUUGUGUAAACAUCGUAAGCAAGUGAUUUUUCAAAUGACUUCCUUACUAAGGGGGGAUUUAAUGUAGUGAAUUGAAUUGAAUUGAAUUGAAUUUAUUAUAAUUUCACUGGCAAUUGCCAGCAUUUUGUUCAUAACAAGAAGUACAAAAUGAUACAAGACAAAUAUACAAUGCAAGGAAUAUAAGCAAAUAAACAAAAACAAAAUAGUAUUUCGUCAAAAAGAAAAAAAAAGAAAAAAUAAACAACUUGUAAAUUAUAUACAAAUAUACACAAUAAACAUAGGAAUCAGUCGGAUAGAUAUUUUGACAAUGGAUAUAGAGACUGAUAUCCAAGAAAAGAUAAAGAAAACAUAAAGAAAGUGAGAGAGGAAAGGGAAAUAAAGAGGGAAGAAGUUCGAAAAUGGAGAGAGCGGGAAAGAGAGGAAGAAUGAGAAGAAUGGCAUUACAUGUAAAUUAAUUGUGUAAAAAUAUUGCGAAUAUAUUACUUCAAAGUGUUUACCGGUUGAUAUUUUUAGUACUUAGAAAUCACCCCUAAUAGCAAUUAUGUUUUGGAUAAAAGAACAAAACAGUUUAAUCAAGGCUUCAGUUUCCAAUUUCAUGAUGUAGAUAAAUUUUUCCUGGCACUCCAUUUCAGUAAACCUAAUAUUGAAGGUAAUUAUCUUUUCAAAAAAAUCUUUACGCAAAUCUUUAUAUUUGUUACAUUUCAUUAUAAUGUGGAAUUCAUCCCCGACAAAAUUCAAAUUACAAUCUUCACAAAAUCUCAGGUUAGGUGGUAUCUUCUCCGGUCUUUUGUACCUUCCUGUUUCUAUAGGUAGAUUAUGAGCGCUCAGUCGGAGCUUGGUUAUAUUUUUUCUCAAAUUGACAUUGUGUAUUGAAUAUAAAUAAUUUUCUUGUCUUAUAUUGAAUUUGAAUUGCCUAAAAGUUCUUAAUUUAUUUCCUUCCCUAGUGUCCCUGUCGUUAAAUAAAUCCAAUUCAAAUUGUUCGUCAAAUCUUCUUUCCAAUGAUGUUUUGCAUAUUGUAAUAAAUUCUUUUUGGGAAAUUGGUAUAUUUUCUGGAUCAAGUAUGGGGGUGUCAUUAUUCCGACAAAUAUCUAGUAUGUUAAAAAUAUCCUGAAUUGUCUUAAGCCAGCAAUUGUUUCCGUUAUUCAAUAGACUUACAUUUUCUACAAAAGCUUUGUAAACCAAACUAUCUUCGUCCAUAUUACGUAUUCGAAUCCAAUAUUUCAGUAUAUUUAUGGCAAUUUGGAUGACUUUUGGAUACCUACCGAUUUCAGCUGUCGCUGCUAAAUUACUGCAUUUGCGGUUUACCCCAAGAAUAUAUUUACAAAAUUGAAUGUGCACCUUUUCAGAUUCGUGUUUAAAAUAUAGCCCUGUUUUCCCAUCCAUUAAUCGUAGGUUUUUUUCCAUGUCUAUAACAUUAGUACCCCAAAUUUCAGAUCCAUAAAGUAAUAUCGGUUGUAUCGUUGCAUCGAAAAGAUGCAACAAGGUUUUAGUGCUAGGAGUAUAGGAACCAAAAGAUUUGUACAAUUUGAACAAUGCUCUUCUCGCUUUAUCAGCUAAAUCCCUUGCGGCCACUUUAAGUGAUCCAUUAUUUGCGAAAACAAUACCAAGAUAUUUCAUUUCCCUAACAGUGCAUAGUGUUUCUCCAUUAAUUUCAAAUGAAACCCCUUCGUUCGAUCUCCCUGAUUUUGAGCACACCAUAAUCUUAGUCUUAGAUACAUUUAUGUUUAACAUCCAGGAUUUACAGUAUGCGGUGAAUUUAUCUAAACAGUGUUGCAUACCUUUAGGGGAUUUCGACACAAUAACAAGAUCAUCAGCAUACAUUAUACAAUUUAGUUCUUUAUCAAAAAGUGUUACUGGAUCGCUUACUGAUGUAUCAAAUAUAUUAGUUAUGUCAUUUACAAAUAAAUUAAAUAAAGUUGGACUAAUUACGCAACCCUGUUUUACUCCAAUAUUAGUAUGAAAAUAUGGGGUAACACCUUCGUCUAAUUUGAUCGAUACAUUACAUUUUGAAUACAUGUCACGGAUUACUCUUAAGAAAUUUCCACCAAUUCCAUGUUCUAGUAGUUUGUACCAGAGACCAUCCCUCCAAACGUUGUCAAAAGCCUUUCUUAAGUCUACAAAGCAUACAUAUAAUUUAUUAUAGUUAUCAUUUAUUUUACAUCUUAUAUAUUUAUCAAGAAUAGUUUUUAGAACGAACAUGUGGUCUGACGUUCUAUAACCUGCUCUAAAAGCAAUCUGAUUGACUGUAUUGAGACUAUAUUCUUCUAGAAAUGAUACCAAGCGACGGUUUAGAACUGAGCAAAAAACCUUUCCAAGACAACUUGAGAGGGAUAUCCCUCGAUAAUUUGAGGGAUCGCAAACUGACCCGCUUUUGUAAAGAGGCUUUAUGAGGCUUACUGACCAAUUAUCAGGAAAAUGACCACUGAUAAGGAUUAAAUUAAAUACCUUUGACAAAACUGGUGACAACAUAAAUUUUCCAGCUUUCAACAUUUCGUUCAAAAUAGCAUCAUUACCUGGGGCUUUCUUUCUCUUCAAAGUUUGAAUACAGUCUAACACUUCAUUGGGAGUGAUCUUAAAAUCAAGAGAUGAAAACGUGUCCUGUAGUUUUGGGUUAUUUACAUGAUUCUUAAUUUCAUUUUGAUCUUUUGAAAGUAGGGGUUUGUGAUUCAUGAGUUCUUUAAAAUACUCAAACCACCGUUUUGGUUGUAUGUUAUUUACUGGACUUUUUCUAUCAGUGUGCAGUUUUUCUAGGUCGUUAAUCAGAUCCCAAUAAAGUUUAGGGUUCUCACUUUGAA
Lytechinus pictus (painted urchin) is the source of this 12157-nucleotide messenger RNA. RefSeq lists its product as uncharacterized. Lineage: Eukaryota; Metazoa; Echinodermata; Echinoidea; Temnopleuroida; Toxopneustidae. Bases 517 to 4101 code for a protein of 1194 amino acids. The record is from RefSeq and is a predicted model, not a curated record. The transcript has 4 exons.